GUCAAUCGGAUGACAAUUACGGUGAACGUUUUGGGGAAGAAGUAAACGCAAAUUACAAGUCAUCUGAAAUGGAAAACAUGGAAGUAGCUUUGCCCGAAAAAGAUGAGGGGAGCCCUGCUGAGCAGAAACAAGUCCUGCAGGAUAUGGACCUAGAGGACCUCUACACAAAGUACAAGAAGCUUCAACAAAUGCUGGAAUUUCUAGAGGUACAGGAGGAGUACAUAAAAGAUGAGCAACGUAAUCUGAAGAAGGAGUAUUUACAUGCUCAAGAGGAAGUUAAGAGAAUUCAAUCUGUACCUCUGGUAAUUGGACAAUUUCUGGAAGCUGUUGAUCAAAAUACUGGCAUUGUCGGUUCAACCACUGGUUCGAAUUAUUAUGUCAGGAUUUUAUCAACUAUUGAUAGGGAACUGUUAAAACCGUCUGCGAGUGUAGCUUUGCAUAAACAUAGUAAUGCUCUGGUGGAUGUGUUACCACCAGAGGCAGAUUCAUCAAUUAGUAUGUUGCAAGCAGAUGAGAAACCUGAUGUUUCAUAUGCUGAUAUUGGUGGUAUGGACAUGCAAAAGCAAGAAAUUAGGGAGGCAGUUGAACUACCAUUAACACACUUUGAAUUGUACAAGCAAAUUGGUAUUGAUCCCCCACGCGGUGUUCUCAUGUACGGUCCUCCUGGUUGCGGUAAAACCAUGUUGGCUAAGGCAGUUGCACAUCAUACAACAGCUGCUUUUAUCAGAGUUGUGGGUUCAGAGUUCGUUCAGAAAUACCUAGGCGAGGGUCCACGCAUGGUGAGAGAUGUGUUCCGUCUGGCGAAAGAGAACUCUCCAGCAAUUAUUUUUAUUGACGAAAUUGACGCUAUUGCUACGAAACGUUUUGAUGCGCAAACUGGAGCCGACAGGGAAGUGCAACGUAUCCUGCUCGAGCUUCUCAAUCAAAUGGACGGAUUCGAUCAGACAACUAAUGUGAAAGUAAUCAUGGCUACAAACAGGGCCGACACAUUGGAUCCAGCAUUGCUGAGACCUGGACGUUUGGAUAGGAAAAUUGAGUUCCCCUUACCGGAUCGUAGGCAGAAACGGUUAAUUUUAACUACAAUCACAUCAAAGAUGAAUCUAUCAGAGGAGGUUGAUCUAGAGGACUUCGUGGCACGUCCAGAUAGAAUUUCUGGAGCCGAUAUCAAUGCAAUUUGCCAAGAGGCGGGUAUGCACGCAGUAAGAGAGAAUAGGUACAUCGUCUUACCGAAAGAUUUCGAGAAGGGUUACAAGAAUAACAUUAAAAAGGAUGAAAGCGAACACGAGUUCUAUAAAUAAAUUAUUAUAUUUUUU
Nicrophorus vespilloides is the source of this 1313-nucleotide messenger RNA. RefSeq names its product 26S protease regulatory subunit 6B. Gene Ontology annotation, biological process: proteasome-mediated ubiquitin-dependent protein catabolic process. Gene Ontology annotation, molecular function: proteasome-activating activity; ATP binding; ATP hydrolysis activity. The coding region runs from base 69 to 1298 and encodes 409 amino acids. Lineage: Eukaryota; Metazoa; Arthropoda; Insecta; Coleoptera; Silphidae. Gene Ontology annotation, cellular component: proteasome regulatory particle, base subcomplex. The transcript is spliced from 3 exons. The record is from RefSeq and is a predicted model, not a curated record.